AUGGAUUUAUUGACGAGCUCACGCGGUGACUCGGCUUCGGUGCAAGUGGCACUCAGAAUCCGACCUCAAGGCAAUCGAGAGAAGCUUGAUGGAUCAAAAGUCUGCACUUCCGUCAUCCCAAAUGAGCCUCAGGUGACCAUCGGCGGCGAUCGCUCAUUCACUUACGAUAAUGUGUUUGAUACACUGGCUGAACAGACUGAAGUCUACGAGAAAUGCAUUGAUAAACUUGUUGAGGGAACUUUUGAUGGCUUCAACGCUACCGUUUUGGCGUACGGACAAACCGGCUCUGGCAAGACGUACACAAUGGGAACGGCGUUCGAUGCGGGCAAUAUCCCGGAGGAGUUGAUCGGCGUUGUCCCUCGAGCGGUCUACCAUGUUUUUCGACGAAUCGGCGAGCUGCGAGCUGAAGCAGCCGACAAGGGAAUCGUUCCGCCAACAUUCGAUGUCUCCGUGCAAUUCAUCGAGCUCUACAACGAAGAGAUCCUUGAUCUGUUAUCCGAUGAUCGAACUUCGUCAGCAAACAUCAGAAUUCAUGAGGACGUACAAAAGAACGAGAUCUAUCUGCACGGGUGCGCGAAUCGGCUUGUUUCCGAUGCUCAUCAGACGCUCGAGGUUCUCAAGAACGGUGCGCUGAAUCGAACGGUGGCCGCGACGAAUAUGAACGAGCAAUCCUCGCGAUCGCACGCCAUUUUCACGAUGCAGAUCCGACAACAGCGAGUCGCUGUGCAUGGAGAAUCAGCCUCUAGCGGGGAAACCGAAUUGGAGAUCUUGACGGCAAAAUUCCAUUUCGUCGAUCUGGCAGGAUCGGAGCGAUUGAAGCGAACGGGAGCCACGGGAGAUCGCGCGAAAGAGGGCAUAUCGAUCAAUUGUGGAUUGCUUGCUCUUGGUAAUGUGAUCUCUGCAUUGGGUGGAGCUAGCGGGAAGGUGUCUCAUGUUCCAUACAGAGACUCGAAAUUGACUCGUUUAUUGCAGGAUUCACUCGGUGGAAACAGUCGUACCCUAAUGAUCGCUUGUGUUUCCCCAUCGGACAGCGAUUUUGUCGAAACGCUCAACACAAUGAAAUACGCGAAUCGCGCGAAGAACAUCAAGAAUAAGGUUGUCGCCAAUCAGGACAAAUCGUCGAAAGCAAUCGGCGAGCUUCGAGCCCGAAUUGCUCAGCUGGAGACUGAGUUGUUAGAGUAUCGACAGGGUCGUCGCACAGUGAACGGUGAUGGUUUAGAGGUUGUAUCCGAUCAAUAUCACGAGAAUGUCAUGCUUACGGCUGAAGUGAAUCAGCUUCGUUUCCGUGUCAAAGCUUUCCAAGAAACGAAUGAAAUUUUGCGAGGGAGAAAUGUCGAUAUUCAGACGAAACUCGAUUGUGCCAAGGUCGGUGUGGUGUUGAGCGGUGAUGGGAAAGACGAUGACGCUUUCUCGAACGUCGUCCGUGGGUAUGUCGAUGAAGUGGAAAGGAUUCGAUCUCAACUUUACGAAUCACAGGCAACUUGUGAACAAUUGAGACGCGAGAGUACGAGGUGGAAAAAUCAGGCAAUGUCUGGCGGUGGAAUGGGUCAAUCGAUGUCGAUGUUUGACAGUGGACAAGCACAACUCAUUGACGAAGCGAGAGGAGAUGUGGAGAAGUUGAGGGGAAGAUUGGCAUCAAUACAAGCAAAUGAUAAUGGAGAGACUUCUGACUACGCAUCUCCAUUAGAGAACACUGAAGAGGACGCGACGGAUGAAGGUGAGGGUGACGAUGAAGAAGAACUACCCGACGAUGAAAAUCCGGAAACAACAGCAUUGAGGGAGAAUCUAGCUGAUUUACAGACUGAAAUCAACAUCAAAGAGAGAUUGAUCUCCGAAUUGGAGCGAUCUGAGCGUCGUCUCUCCGAGGUCCGUCUAACAUAUGAGAGAAAAUUAACAGAACUCUCGACUAAAAUCAAAGCAACUGAAGCAGAAAGGGAUAAGAUGUUGGCUGAUAUGGUGAAAGGAUCGACGGAUAAAGCUGGAGAAGAAAGGGCUAAGAUGAUUCGCGAUGAUUACGAGCGAAAAUUGUCCGAUAUGCGACAUGAGUUUAAAAAGUUGCAAAUGAUAGAGAGAGAACACAAGAGAAUGCAAGCAAGGCAAGAAGUCGAGAGACAACAGAUGAUGAGAUAUCAAUCCGAAUUGAAAGACCUCAAGAAGAUCAAGGUCGAUUUGGUGAAGAAAAUCCGUGAUGAGAUAAAACGCGCACAACAAGAUACGAUGAAGAAUGCGAAGAAGAUAGCCGCUUUGGAUAAAGAGGCCAGAAAGAAAGACAAUCAAAUCCGAAUGUUGGAAACAAAAGAUAAACAACGAGAAGCGUUUAUGAAGAGAACAACGGAAGAGGUAAAUCGACUUCGAAAAGCUCAACGAGACGCGCAACGGACGGCGAGUCAAAACGCACGAGCGGCGACCAGAGGCAAUGCUGUGGCCAAGGGUCCACUAAAAAAUCAAAAAGAAAUGUUCAAUCCACGAGCCGCUAAAGCAAAAUGGAUGGCCAUUGAGAAGAAGUUGAUGCGUCUCGUCUCUGAGAAGCAAACCGUGCACAAAAUGGAAGAGGAAUUGGAGAGGAGAAUAUCGGAGAGACACACUUUAUUGGAUCAGAUCAUUGCAUUGGAAAAAGCGUUCGUUUCGGUGCAAGAGGUGGCUGAACGAGAGGCGAUCGGCGAAGAGCUCGAGGGUGUACGAGCGAAACUUCGCUAUGUGCAAGAUUUGAUCCAAGAAACUCAACAAACGAUCGCCUCGGUUGACGACACGACAAAGGUCAGUCUUCGGAAAGUAGUAUUAGAGUUUUUUUUUCUC
Messenger RNA from Mesorhabditis belari, 2796 nucleotides. Lineage: Eukaryota; Metazoa; Nematoda; Chromadorea; Rhabditida; Rhabditidae. The record is from the annotation of a GenBank genome assembly.